Messenger RNA from Pistacia vera, 941 nucleotides. RefSeq names its product pentatricopeptide repeat-containing protein At4g02750-like. The coding region runs from base 238 to 810 and encodes 190 amino acids. The record is from RefSeq and is a predicted model, not a curated record. Gene Ontology annotation, biological process: RNA modification. The transcript has a single exon. Gene Ontology annotation, molecular function: RNA binding; protein binding. Lineage: Eukaryota; Viridiplantae; Streptophyta; Magnoliopsida; Sapindales; Anacardiaceae.
GUUGAUGCAUUGAAGCUGUUUGUCUUGAUGGUGAAAUCGGAUACAAUGCCUAAUAAGUUUACGUAUUCAAGUGUGUUGGAUGCUUGUGCAGGUUGUUGUUCUCUUCUUGUGGGACAGCAAGUUCAUUCAAGCAUUAUGAAGUUUGGUAUCCCGGAGGACGUGAUUUUGUCUACAUCGCUUGUUGAUAUGUAAGCAAAAUGUGGGGACAUAGAUGCAGCAUUCUAUGUUUUCGAGUCGAUGCAGAGGAAGAAUUUGCCAUCAUGGAAUUCAAUGAUAGGAGGUUAUGGCAGGCAUGGGCUUGGAAAAAGAGCAUUGGAGGAGUUUGAGAGAAUGAAAAAAAUGGGUGUUAAGCCAGAUGAAGUUACAUUUGUUAAUUUGUUAUCUGCAUGUGGACAUGGAGGUUUAGUUGAAGAAGGUGAAAAACACUUUGAUUCCAUGGAGACAAAGCAUGGAAUCCAAGCUGAGGCAGAGCAUUAUGCUUGUAUGGUGGACCUCUAUGGCAGAGCUGGUCAACUGGACAAAGCAGAGAAAUUGAUAAAAGAAAUGCCAUUUGAGGGUGACGUGGUAAUUUGGGGUGCAUUACUUGGAGGUUGUGGCCUUCAUUCAAAUAUAAAGCUGGGGGAGUUGGCUGCAGAGGGAAUUUCCCGACUUGAAAAAGACCACCCUGCAGUGUAUUCAAUGCUGACCAGGAUUCAUGGUGAAAACGGGGCAUGGAAUAUUGUUGUUAAGUUGAGAAAAAUGCUGAAUGAGAAGCGCGUUCGCAAGCAGAAGGCAGGUAGUUGGGUCGAAUCUCCUUUUCUUGAAAUGUAGAACACCAAUGCGCACUGCUCCAUUCCAAGGAGAAUGCGACAUCGCAUCUACUAUUUGCGAAGUCAUACUUUUUACUUGCAUUCUAUUGGUGCUUGUAAUAAAAUUACCAAAGUAAUGAAGUCUUACUUUCU